Molecule: messenger RNA, 813 nt
Organism: Aspergillus versicolor CBS 583.65
Lineage: Eukaryota; Fungi; Ascomycota; Eurotiomycetes; Eurotiales; Aspergillaceae
Product: YdcF family protein
Exons: 1
Coding region: 1-813 (270 amino acids)
Cellular component (GO): plasma membrane
Source: RefSeq, a predicted model, not a curated record
AUGACCACCUGUUCUGCUGAGACUGUCUCAGACAUCAAUGCACUAUCUGAGUACUUGAGUGACCCUCAGUUAGACAACCUCUCCUCUGCACCUCCAGUGGAUUGUAUAAUAGUAUGCGCCUCGCAAGUCCUUUUCGGAGCCGAAACAAUUUUCCAUACACUCGAGCAAAAGCCUGAUCUUACAAAAUGCCUGGUGCUUUGCGGCGGCAUCGGCCACUCAACGAAACUGCUCUACGCCGCUCUCCGGCAUCACCCUCGCUACUCAAACCUCGCCAACUCGAUCGAAGGACUGCCAGAGGCUCGAGUGUUGGAAAAGAUUCUGGAUGAAUCAUUCGAUCGUGACAGGAUUACGGCGCAGGGAUGUCAGAUUCUGAUUGAAGACCAAUCCACCAACUGUGGGCAGAACGCGUUGUUUAGUCGCCGCGUGCUUGAGCGGGCAGGUUUCCGGGACAUCAAAUCGUGUAUCAUCAACCAAGACCCGACGAUGAUGCUUAGAACGAAGGCUUCAUUUGAAAUGGUUUACGGCGAUAUAUUGUCCCAGGUCUCGUUCCUCAGUUUCCCGGGGUUUGUUCCCAAGGUGCGAUUAUCGGACAAUUGGCUUUUGGAGUAUGAGCAUACGGACGACGUGUCUGGCUCAUGGGUACUGGACCGGUUUAUUGAAUUGAUUCUGGGAGAGAUACCGAGGGUAAGAGAUGAUGAAGAGGGAUAUGGUCCACGCGGGCGAGGUUUCAUAGCUCAUGUUGACCUGCCAGCUGAUGUCGAGCUGGCGUGGUCCCGGCUACGGGUUUUAUUCGAACAUCAUGGACGUAGAUAA